ACAGUUGUAGAGCUUUUAUUGUGAAAUUGUUGCAAAAGCCAAAUUUUGCGCUCCUGUUGAAAUUAAAAAAUAUAUUUUUACUAUAAAACGGGAAUCUUUGUGAAGACCAGAUAGGAUUUUCAAUAGAUUCAGCGGACUAAAAGCAAAAGUCAACCCCAAUAUGUCUGUGGAAAGCACAGCUGACAGCGAGUACAACUUUGAGGAUAAAUUUGAGAAGCAUUUACGUGUUCUAUUUUAUAUGAAUCCCCUCCCAGAGAAUCCAAAAUGUGAUACAUCUAAAUUGGAAUUCUUUGGUGUUCUCAGACUUAAAGAUGUCCUAAAACCUGAGCGUAACCUUUGGUGCAUUUAUCAUUGUCGUCAGCCAGAUAUAGAUAGAACCAUUGACGCGUUGCUGGAAAAAUAUGGCAAAAAGAAUAUGUGUGAAAUAUUCCGAAAGCCGAUAUUUAAGGGAGCUGCAUUGAGGGCGGCAGUUAAAAAAUAUUUUACGGACUUGAAAUGGUUUGUCAAAGGAAAUCUGUUAGAGGCUCCACCAAAACGUCACUUCAAUGAUGAUCGCGUGAUAAAGUGUUUAACGGAUGUGUAUAAUAUCGAACGACAAAAACUCCAUAAUUUUGUGGUAAUGCAAUUACACUGGGGAAAUCAAUAUAGGUAAUAUUGAAAGCAAGCAAACAAAUUAAAGAAAUUCUGCAUAAUUCAGUGUUAA
Drosophila willistoni is the source of this 703-nucleotide messenger RNA. RefSeq lists its product as uncharacterized. The record is from RefSeq and is a predicted model, not a curated record. Lineage: Eukaryota; Metazoa; Arthropoda; Insecta; Diptera; Drosophilidae. The coding region runs from base 161 to 652 and encodes 163 amino acids. The transcript is spliced from 2 exons.